Messenger RNA from Grammomys surdaster, 1099 nucleotides. RefSeq names its product family with sequence similarity 170 member B (gene Fam170b). The transcript is spliced from 2 exons. Lineage: Eukaryota; Metazoa; Chordata; Mammalia; Rodentia; Muridae. Bases 1 to 1035 code for a protein of 344 amino acids. Gene Ontology annotation, cellular component: acrosomal vesicle. Gene Ontology annotation, biological process: fertilization. The record is from RefSeq and is a predicted model, not a curated record.
AUGAAACGCCAUCUCAUGGAGCACAGGGGAGAACAGACACCAAUCAAUGGGACCGCCGUGGGCAUGGCCAGCCCAGACACCGCAGAGGAGAGCACAGGAGUGUGCUGGCCAGGUGGGACCAUGAAGAAGAAUGAGUCAUCUCCGCGGCCAGGGCCUGCCUUCCUCCCAGAGGACGACAUCUAUUUGGCAGCCCGGGCACAGGGCGUGCUGGGCUGGAGCAGCUCUCCAUCAUCCCAGUCGUCCUCUGAGUAUCAGUCUUAUUCUCAGUACCAGUCCUGGGACUCUAGCAAGUCCGAGGAGCAGCAGGAGACGCCACCUGAGAGCGUGUGCGCCCUGUAUACCCACGUGCAGACCGUGCGUGGCGUGGCAGUGGCUUGGGAGACUGACGAUGGCUUCGAGCCAGUCACCAGGAAACCCCUUAUCCGGGAGGCCGAGUUCAUCAAGCGUCAGCGGCGGAAAGGCUCCUCCUUCGAGAUGGCCUCCAACACAGACCUGCGCUGGGAGCUGGAAGCCUGUAAGCACUACUGCCCUCAGACUGAGGACCCUGUGGACUGCUGCAUGCAGGAGCUACGAGCACCACCAGACUGGCUGGUCACCACUAACCACGGCUUGCGCUGUGUGGCCUGCUGCAGAGUCUUCCCUACGCUGGAGGCGCUGCUGGAUCACGCCCAGCAUGGGAUCCAAGAUGGAUUCAGCUGCCAAAUAUUCUUCGAAGAGAUGCUGGAAAGGAAGCGGGCCCGGGAUCAAAGGCAGGACCAGCAGCCUGUAGAGGAGGAGCAGAGCCCUUCGGACAGUAGUGAAUGUACCAGGCUCCAAACCAAGGUGCUUCCCCGGCAGCAGCAGCAGCAGCAGCAGCAGCAGCAGCAGCAGCCGUCGCAGCAGCAGCCACAGCCGCAGCCGCAGACUCAGCCACAGCCACAGCCACAGCCACAGCCACAGUCACAGAAGCAGCAGCAGAGGCAGCAGCAGAGGCAGCAGCCGCCGCCACCGCAACAGCAGCAGAAACAACAGCCACUGCAGCAACAGGGAAAGUAGAGAUCGGAGGUGAGCUGCCCGCCCUCCCUCCAUCAUUUUGGAUUGCUGCUCCUUUUCCAGCCAG